Messenger RNA from Exophiala oligosperma, 2083 nucleotides. RefSeq lists its product as uncharacterized. Bases 81 to 1952 code for a protein of 623 amino acids. The transcript has 2 exons. NCBI's taxonomy places the organism in Eukaryota, Fungi, Ascomycota, Eurotiomycetes, Chaetothyriales, Herpotrichiellaceae. Gene Ontology annotation, molecular function: zinc ion binding; DNA binding; DNA-binding transcription factor activity, RNA polymerase II-specific. Gene Ontology annotation, biological process: DNA-templated transcription; regulation of DNA-templated transcription; response to xenobiotic stimulus. The record is from RefSeq and is a predicted model, not a curated record.
CAUGAACCAACAGGUCAUUGUCAUCAUCUACUGUCGACGAUGAAUCAAUCAUUCCAAAUCACUGCUUCAGUUUUUCGGUCAUGACACCUGUUCCUCCUUCCUCAUCUUCUCCGCGGUCCCACCUAGAUCGACCGGGACGAGGAGGAGAAGAUGGUGACGGAUCGAUUAAAAGACGCGUGCGCACCAAACAGGCAUGUGAACCAUGUCGCCGUCGACGGAGAAAAUGCAACGGACGUUUCCCGUGUGGGCAGUGUAUAGGAUACUCGUAUCGCUGCACAUAUGUCGGUGGUCCUCCCGACAAUGUGGAAGAUCAGACGGUGGAGGCAGAGAACGACGAUGGCAAAGAAGGUGAAUCCAAUGGCCAGAAACACAACCCACCACAACCGAAGCCCUUCGCUUCCGAAAUCUACAACCAUGACACCACGAGUGCUGCCGUUGUCGCACAAGAAAGCCCCGAGAGACGAGAGAGCCGAGCGAGUCGGUUUCGGCCUACAGUCGACACGGUCAAAGGUCGAUUUUCGAAUGCGCACAGUGGCAUUGCGAUGCCUCGAAGGUUAGGUCAGACCAUGAAUCUCGCGACACAUAUUCGAUUCCAUUCUUAUGGCUGGAACCUCAACACACGACUAGAACCGACGGCGUUUGUUGCACCGGCGGCGUGUCGACUCCUCACCUUCCAGGAUCUCACCUUCUACAGCCGCAUCUUCUUCCAGGUAGUAGAUCCAGUCUACCACUUUCUCGAUCAGCAAAGGUUCGUCGAACAAUGCGCACAAUAUUGGACGAGCGAAAAGGAAAACCUGGCCGACCUGGAAGCGGUCGUCUGUGGCGUCGUAGCACUCGGGUCUUUUUUCGCAGACACCCCAGCGGCCGUCGAGAGUUCACUGAUCGAACACGCAAAGCAGAUCCUCGACAUAGGAUGUGCCUAUGCGCCUGGCCGGGUGUCAAUGACUCAGAUAGCUGGAUGGAUCCUGCGCACGUUGUACCUCAGACUGACCACGCGGCCGCACCUGUCAUGGUUCGCGUCUUGUUCGACAAUGCACAUCGCAGAAGCCAUGGGUCUACAUGUCAACUUGCAAGAUGCCGAUCUCAUCAGCAAGGAAUCGGGAAACGUUACGAGUUCUUCAGAAGUCACCACGUCGCGCGCCGACCUUCUCGGAUGUGCCGUGUUCCUCAACAUGCUCAUCUCGGCGGAGUACGGUCGGUCACGAGUCAUCCUACAGGACGCAACCGAACCCACGUCGCCCUCGAGAUCGAACGUGAUGGACUUGUGUGACAUUAUGGUCCGGCUAGAGUCGACCUUGACACAAGAAGCGAGGACAAAGAUCUUGACGCGUCUCUCAACCCUACCUCUCGAACCACCAAUCUUUGGACUCCUCAAGACCGACGUGACCAUCCACCUGUUUCGACGCCACCUACAUUCGUACCAGGAGAAGCUCAACUCCGAAGAAGCCGCUGUGCUUUUGUCGAUCAUCAAGGAUGGACUGUCCGCGGCUCGAGAUCUGAUCCCUCAACGACAAGCGUGGUGGAACGUCUUGUCCACGCCCUUUCAGUCACUCAUGACGCUCUUGGCCAUCGACACCGACGAGAGCCUGUCGAUGAUCGAAGACACCAUUUCCGUUCUGGGGUUGGUCUACAAUACCUUUCCCACCCACCUGGCAGGCGAGGUUCUCCAAACCGCCCAACUUCUCAUCCAAGGGCUGGAGAAGAGAAAGAUCAGACAGGCUCAAAUGUUGAGCAAGGCUUACAGUGACACACAGUCGACCAUCGACACCCCGUCGUGUUCCAAUGCCUCGUCGGCGGCUCCAGCUCUGGCGGUCGAUCAGGCCGAGGCCGUAUUUGACAACUGGUUGACUGGGGACAUGAGUUGGAAUUGGCUCGCAACAAGUUCCAACGGGCCUCUAGGAGUGGGGACCGCGAAUGCCGAUGCUGCUGAUAAUAUGUUUGGUCUUGGAUGAUGGAUUGUGGUGAUUUAAUUUCCCACAUGUAAUGUUUCUGUCGUACCAAAGCACUUCGUACCUUUUCCCGCGUAUGGUCAUACCGGAGAAAUUCGGACGAGGCUCCUUUGCCUAAGGAAGUCGUAUCUUCG